Rhagoletis pomonella (apple maggot) is the source of this 2035-nucleotide messenger RNA. RefSeq names its product zinc transporter 1 (gene ZnT77C). The record is from RefSeq and is a predicted model, not a curated record. NCBI's taxonomy places the organism in Eukaryota, Metazoa, Arthropoda, Insecta, Diptera, Tephritidae. Gene Ontology annotation, cellular component: membrane. Gene Ontology annotation, molecular function: zinc ion transmembrane transporter activity. Gene Ontology annotation, biological process: zinc ion transmembrane transport; intracellular zinc ion homeostasis; detoxification of zinc ion.
ACGACAGACAGCAUUUGUUUUCUUCUCAGAUAAUACUUACAUGCGGUUAAGAACAACAGACUGAUCACAGUGCAUCAACCUAAAAUAUAUUCAUCAUACAAGUAGGCGUAAAGUUGCCUACGAUUGCUAGUCGCAACAGUAUCAGGGCAGCAAAACACAAAUAGAAGAGAUAAGCAGCAAAUAGCAUCGAAUACAUAUUAAUCAAUAAAAAAAAAAAAACAUCAGCAACAAUAUGCCUUUUAAAGACCUAUUCAAUAGCUGUCAACCGAUACAGUUGUAUAUUGUGUUGACAAUGUCCGUCUCUUAUUUCAUCGUACAACUGGUGCUGAGCCACAUAACACAUGCUCUAACCCUGUUGAUGGCAUCCUAUCAUAUGUUAUGCAACAUUUUCGCGCUCACUGGCUGCAUAGUAACAAUUAAGCACAGCAGAAAACGUGAUGACAACUUUGAAGAGUACAUCAGCUCAGCGUAUGCCGGCAGUAAUAGUAAUUUAUCCCAAAAGCCGAAUAAAGAUAAAAUUAUAGUGGUACAUAUGUCUGGACCUCAUUCAGCCUCAGCGACACGUCAUCGCCGAGAAAUGAAGUUGCGUAAUACAUUCGGUUGGACUCGUAUAGACAUACUAACCAUGCUGAUUGUUUUCAUAAUCCUCGCAUCCCUUUCAUUUUCACUGGUCGUGGAGGCGUUGCAGACUUUAGUACACAUUGAUCAUCAAGAUACAAUGCACUUGCCAGUUAUUGUUAUGGUACUAGGUUUUUUUGGCCUUAUCUUAAAUGGAUUGACGUAUCUAUUAAUCGGUGGAUAUACAAUGCAUCAGGGGAGCUUUUUGCAUGUGACACCUAACGGAGAUGUAGUUCUGGAUCGUGUGCUAUCAACCAGUGGGGACUUACAAGCCGAUGAACGAUCACUCUCAAAACCGAACAAAGAGAACAUAGACAACGACCGCCAACUAAAGGAUGACCUUAAAGCAGAAAUCGGACAAGUACAUUAUACACCAAGAAGGCAAGGUGGUGUGGAGAUGUUGCGAGAUGUUUCUAGUACCAUAUUCGUAAUCGUUUGCGCAUUAAUUGUGUACAUGGCGGAAGAUGAAGAGCACACAGCUAAAUUCAUCGAUCCCGUACUUUCGAUAUUUUCAUGUGUGCUUUUAGUCUCGCUAAGUUAUCCUUAUAUGAAACAGUCUUGCCUAAUUCUCCUGCAAACGAUUCCUGGUUCCAUUGAUAUGGUAGACUUCGAGCGCACAUUAGUGAUGAAAUUUCCUGAAAUAGUUAGCUAUCAUGACCUACACAUCUGGCAAUUAUCGGUGCAUAAAUCCGUAGCCACUGUGCACAUAAUGUUCCAGAACCCACAGCUUUAUACCAAAAUCAUUGAUGAUGUACGCUCUUAUUUCCACGAUCGUGGAAUUACUGAAGUCACCAUACAACCAGAAUUUCAAAGCCCAAAGUCGCCAUCUAUAGAGUGCUUAAUGCAGUGUAGCGCCACCGAUUGCGCAGACAAAGUAUGUUGUAAGGACUCGCGCACUGAUCUACGUGAAGUAAUCAGCGCAUCUCCCAAUGGUGAUAGCGAUUUACAGCUUUACAAGCAAAAUACAUGUAAUGAUAGUGUGGAGUCUUCUGAACUCCAAGAUUUGCAAAUCGUAAAGGUCCAGAAAAUAGCAGAAAAUAUCGAAGAGAACACAAAAUUUGACGGGAAAGAACCGACCGAAAAGGCCCCAGAAAGUGUUGAAGAUAAAGUCAUCUCAAAACCUGUAGCAGAUUCUAUUGAAGAGAAUGUAGCAUCCACAGCAAAACAUGAACGUACUAAAGAAUGCGGGAUAACAACUAAUAAAGAAGUCAAAGAAGUAGGAACUGGAAAAUGCAGCUGAUAAAAUAUUGUAAAUGUAUUUAUCAGGCAGGUUCUGCAAUUCACUUACGUGUGAAUUUCAACAAAAUGCGCUUUGAAUUUACAUAGGCAGGGGUUGAAAUUCACGCGGAAGUGAAUUGCGGAACCCGCCUGUAUAUUAUACAUUUUAUGUAAACUAUUAUAAAUUAUUACUGCUACC